CCGCGCCGGGCGCUGCCGGCUGAGCCGAAGGGAGGCCCUCCGAGCCCUCCGGAGCCGCCUCUCCCAUGCGCCUGCCGAGCAUGUCCCAGCCCUUCCUGCUGGCGCCCAUCGCCGAGUGCCCCCCGGGGCCGCCCGGCGCCCAAGUCCGGCUGGCCGUGCUGGGCGCCCGCGGUGUCGGCAAGAGCGCCAUGAUCGUGCGGUUCCUGACGAAGCGGUUCAUCGGGGACUACGAGCCCAACACAGGCAACCUCUACUCCCGGCUGGUCCAUCUGGAGGGGGACCACGUUGCCGUACAAAUCCAAGACACGCCGGGGUGCAUCCAGAUGCAGGAGGACUGUGUGCAAGUGCUGGACUCCCUGUCCAGGUGUAUGAAGUGGGCAGAGGGCUUCCUCCUGGUCUACUCCAUCACAGACUACAGCAGCUACCAGUCAGUCCAGCCGCUCUACCAGCAAAUACGCAAGGUCCACCCAGAUGCCAGGACUCCCAUCAUUAUUGUGGGGAACAAAGCAGACCUCCUCCAUGCCAGGCAAGUACAGGCGAAAGAGGGACUACAGCUGGCAAAUGAACUAGGCAGCCUGUUCUUGGAAAUCUCCACGAGUGAUGACUCCCAAGGCGUCUGUGAUGUCUUCCAGUAUCUUUGCAAGGAGGUCAGCAAACUACAGCAUACCAGCAGCAUGGACAGGAGGCGGUCAUCCAUCAUCCCUCGGCCCAAAUCUCCCAACAUGCAAGAUCUAAAGAGACGUUUCAAACAGGCUUUAUCUUCCAAAGUCAAAUAAACCCCUCAGUGAGAUCCUGUGUGACUCAAUAGACUUUAUUUUUGUAAACUAGUUAAUAAAAAUCUUUAUUUUUUUACUAAUGCCAGCAGUAUAGAAGUAAGUAUGUCGAGGCUUGCAAUUUCCUUGCCAUUUUCUCAUUUGACUGGUUGGGUUAAUUUUACCAAAAAAAAAAAAAAAAAGGGCUGCAUAGCAACUAAAUAGAAGUAGUUGGAGAAGGGGAGUUUUUGCCUGGAGGUUUUGAUUCCAUUUCUGUUUUGGGCUGGGAUUUGCUGUAUUAUGCUACUCAAAUGAUUUUUUUUUUGAGGCCUUGGUUUCCUGUUUGUAAAAUGGGAGUGAUAAUGUUGUAAGUCACCUGCCUUUUUAAAGUGCUUGGAAAGCUUUGGUGGAAAACUUUUUAGGAGAAGAAAAAAAAAGCUCUAUUCAACAUGAAGAUAUGAAACUGUCUGUAAGAAUGCUGAUUAUAACAGGACUGAUUUCCUCUCUCAAAACUGCUGUUUUGCUUGCACCUGUAAUAGCCUCAAUGCUGAUAAGCUGUUAGGAGUGAGUUCCAAUUUCUGAUGUGCUUUAGCGAUCCGUUCCACAGAAUUAAUCUUUUAAGCCUGAAGCACUUAACAGGAGAGUUGAGUUUCUCCUACAGAUUACCGUGGAACAAAGUGCUGAGCAAUCUGCAGCAGAGGAGUGUGUGGGAUGACUGUUGCUUUCUCUGGAAAUGUGUGAUAGGAAGGACUGAUGCGUAGGUUCCCUGAACAGAAAAUAGCUACAUUUAAAAGGAAUCACAUCUUUAUCUUCCCCAGGGUAAUUUUGUAGCUAUUGGAAACAGGUCAGACUUUUUACUCUUAUUUCACAUAAGCUGUAAACCAUGCCAGAAUGGGGUUUAUUAACUGUUUGCUGGAUGUCUGAGCAUGGAAUGUGGGUUUUGCUUUUCAAGUAUGCCUUUGAAAUAUCUAUGUAAAAAAUAAAACUGUUCCAUGCUGAGUAGAAA
Messenger RNA from Pseudopipra pipra, 1758 nucleotides. It is a transcript of the gene RASL11A, whose product is annotated as RAS like family 11 member A. The coding region runs from base 66 to 776 and encodes 236 amino acids. Gene Ontology annotation, molecular function: GTPase activity; GTP binding. NCBI's taxonomy places the organism in Eukaryota, Metazoa, Chordata, Aves, Passeriformes, Pipridae. The record is from RefSeq and is a predicted model, not a curated record. The transcript has 4 exons.